Molecule: messenger RNA, 1212 nt
Organism: Cygnus atratus (black swan)
Lineage: Eukaryota; Metazoa; Chordata; Aves; Anseriformes; Anatidae
Product: granulocyte-macrophage colony-stimulating factor receptor subunit alpha-like
Exons: 11
Coding region: 1-1212 (403 amino acids)
Biological process (GO): cytokine-mediated signaling pathway
Cellular component (GO): external side of plasma membrane; membrane
Molecular function (GO): protein binding; cytokine receptor activity
Source: RefSeq, a predicted model, not a curated record
AUGCUUGCUUGUCUUGGACUCAUCUUCAUGACCCAGUGGCUGCUUCCUGUUGCCCAGACGUAUGUUGACUGGCAAUGCACAGAUUUGGAGAUGCCAGAACCACCUAUCAGAAAUUUGACACUGAAUCCUUGGAAAAUGCAACUGAGUUGGAUAAGCAGUACGAAUUUCACCGAGUACGAGUGUUCUGUGGCAGCAGACAAUGAAAAGGCCAUUAUAAAGGCAGAGGACAUGACCUGCAUAUUUGAUGGAAAUCUAAUGUUUCCUCUGCACAACGGGGCAAAGUUUUCAGUUACAGCAGUGAACAUCAACAGUACAUACUCAAGCAUAUGCAGAUGUAUUCCUCAAGGUAUGAAUGGGUCAGCCAUUGAAAACUUCUCCUGUGUGAUUUAUAAUGUUUCUCUCAUGAACUGCACUUGGCAGGCAGGCAGGAAUACUCCAGGAGAUACCCAGUAUUUUCUCUACUGGCAGAAUUCAAGAGAUGAUAAUGAGACAGAAUGUGAGCUUUAUAUUAAAGAUGAAAAUGGCAGACACGUGGGAUGUAGAUUCCAAAAUGUGAUGAUUGAAGACAAAACUGCUUACUUCAUGGUGAAUGGGUCUAGCAAUGUCUCCCUGAUCCGGUUCUAUGAUAAAUACAUCGAACUGUAUACAAUUGAAAAGCUCAUGCCUCCUUCAGAUGUCACUGUCAAAUGUGACAAAAAUCAAAAUGAUUGCAUAAUUCAGUGGCAACGACCCCAAAUAAGUCAUUUGGACAAAGACAAGUGUUUUAAAUAUGAAGUCAAAAUAACAUAUAAGGGUAAUUCUGCAGAAGAGGUCAUACAUACUUUUACAAAAGAAAUUGAAAGAAGCCACAUACUUCAAAGUUACAAUAUGGGAAAGAAGUACCUUGUGAAAAUCAGAGCAGCUGGCCAUUACUGUUUUGUGAAUAAUGCCUGGGGGGAGUGGAGUGCAGCUGUUGAGUUUGGAAACGAAGACAUUUUUUCUUCUUCAGCAUGGAUUUUAUCUGUGGUGGCAGUUGCAAUAUUCUUCGUGGCUUUUUUCACAAUUUUGUUCUGCAAAAGGACUCAUUACUGGAAAACAGCAUUUCCAAAAGUCCCACAGCCAAAAAAUCCAUUUAAUGGACAGCCUGAUAUAAAUCCAGAGCUGAUGGAGUGCAAAAUGCAGUCAAUAACAUCUGAAAAUGAACAGAUUUUAGUUGCUGAAUUAGUAAAAUAA